Messenger RNA from Xenopus tropicalis (tropical clawed frog), 17246 nucleotides. Its product is annotated as mucin-5AC. The record is from RefSeq and is a predicted model, not a curated record. NCBI's taxonomy places the organism in Eukaryota, Metazoa, Chordata, Amphibia, Anura, Pipidae. Gene Ontology annotation, cellular component: extracellular region. The transcript has 50 exons. The coding region runs from base 34 to 17079 and encodes 5681 amino acids.
CUGAGAUUUUGGUGUCCCCACUGACUUAGCAACAUGGGGACAAUGGGUCCAGUUCUCUGGAUCCUCAGCACCUUGACUGUUACCUGCUUAGCAAACAUGAGCCCACAAGGAUUAAACCCGGCACAUAAUGACCAAGUCUGCAGCACCUGGGGUAAUUUCCACUUCAAGACAUUUGAUGGAGACAUCUUUCAGUUCCCUGGUACCUGCAAUUAUGUCUUUGCCUCCCACUGUAAGACUACCUAUGAGGACUUCAACAUUCAGAUCCGGCGCACACCUUCUGAAGAGAGGGCUACAAUUACCUACGUUACUAUGAAGAUAGAAGGUCUAGUUAUUGAACUGGAAAAAGGACAAGUCCUUGUAGGAGGGGAAAGGGUUACUCUUCCAUACACUCAGUUUGGGGUGCAUAUAGAGAUCAAUAGCAUUUAUGUGAAGGUGUCAGCUAAAUUGGGGCUGGUCCUCUUGUGGAAUGAAGAUGAUGCUUUAUCGCUCGACCUGCAGCCCAAAUACUUUAAUAGCACAUGUGGUUUGUGUGGAAAUAUGAAUCGGGUGAAGCAGGAUUUAUUUAAAGUAAAUGGCAUUGAGCUGUCGCCUCUGCAGUUUGGAAACCUACAAAAGCUGGAUGGACCCACAGAGCAAUGUAAUGAUGUCACACCAUCUCCACCCAAAAACUGCAGUGACCUGGUAGAGGCCUGCUCCCGCAUGCUGUCCAAUCCAGCAUUUGCUGAUUGUGAACUGCGCAUGCCAUUGGAACCAUAUGUACAAUCCUGUGUAUUGGACCUGUGUAACUGCCAGAAUUCCUCAGAUGUCACCUGUCUGUGUGAUACCUUGGCUGAGUACUCCCGGCAGUGUGCUCAUGCUGGUGGAAAGCCCAAGAAUUGGAGAUCCCAUCAAAUAUGUCAGAGAUCCUGUCCAAUGAACAUGACAUAUGAGGAAUGUGGCUCACCCUGUGCUGACACUUGCUCAAAUUCUGAUCGAAAAACGACCUGUGCUGAUCACUGCAUAGAUGGCUGCUUCUGUCCUCCAGGAACUGUAUUCGAUGAUAUGAACAACAGAGGCUGUGUUCCCCUCAGUGAAUGUUCCUGUACCUACAAUAAUAAGAAUUAUGCCGUUGGAGAAUCCUACAGUACCAACUGCCGCAACUGCACCUGUGUUGGAGGACAGUGGAGUUGUCAGGCUUUGCCAUGUCCUGGUUACUGUUCUCUUCAAGGAGGAUCUCACAUCUUCACCUACGAUGGAAGCCACUACAAUUUCCAUGGAGACUGCAGUUAUGUCUUUACUAAGGACUGUGUCGGAAACACAUUCACGGUGCUGGCGGAACUACAUACAUGUGGUGUGACCGAUACUGAGACCUGUCUGAAGAGCAUCACUUUAUCCAUGGACAAAGGACAAACUGUUGUCACAGUCAAGUCUUCAGGAACUGUGUUGAUUAAUGGAAUCUAUGCUCAGAUCCCUAUGACAACAGAAAAUAUUACUGUGUUCCAAGCUUCUACUUUCUACCUGAUCAUUCAGAGCUUUAGUGGAUUGCAAAUUCAGGUCCAGCUUACCCCAGUCAUGCAGCUCUAUGUGACCCUGGAAUCUGAAUACCAAGGAAACACAUGCGGUCUUUGUGGAGACUUUAACAAUGUCCGUACAGAUGAUUUCCGAUCUCUGAGUGGAGCUAUGGAGGGCACCGCCGCUGCUUUUGCUAACACAUGGAAAAGUCAAGCUGAUUGCGACAAUAUAAAAGACAGCUAUAAUAAUCCAUGUUCACUAAGUGUGGAGAAUGAGAAAUAUGCCCAGCACUGGUGCUCAAUGCUCACGGAUGCCAACGGACCCUUUGCCCCUUGCCAUGCAGUUGUGAAUCCCACUCUCUAUGAGAAGAACUGUAUGUAUGACAGCUGUAACUAUGAGAAGAGUGAGGACAGUGUAUGUGCAGCAAUGUCAUUCUAUGUUCAUGCUUGUGCUGUCGAAGGAAUAAGUCUGAAUGGAUGGAGGACAACUGUCUGUGGCAAUUAUACCAAGAACUGUCCCAAGAACACUACCUACCAAUACUCCAUAAGCAGCUGCCAGCCAACCUGCCGUUCUCUGAGUGAGCCUGACCCCACCUGUAGUGUCAGUUUCCCUCCUGUGGAUGGCUGUGGAUGUCCAAAUGGCACAUAUUUGGAUGAGAGUGGCUCUUGCGUGCCAGACCAUAAUUGCCCUUGUUACUACAAGGGUACCCCAAUGCCAGCAGGAGAGGUCAUUUAUGACAACGGCGCCAUGUGCACAUGCCAGAGUGGUAGACUGCAAUGUGUUGGGAAAACCCUAAGUCCUGCUGAAUGCCCUGAAAACAUGGUGUAUUUUGAUUGUGCAAAUGCUUCUAUGGGUGCCAGAGGGGCAGAGUGUCAGAAGACGUGCCAUACCCUCGACAUGGACUGUAUAAGUAUUCAGUGUGCUUCUGGUUGUAUCUGCCCUGAUGGCCUUGUGCUCAAUAACAAUGGCAGUUGUGUGCCUGAGGAGCAGUGUCCUUGCAUGCACAAUGGGGAAAUGUACCACAGUGGAGAGACUAUUCAGCAAGACUGCAAUACUUGCGUUUGUAAAGACCGCAAGUGGAAUUGCACAAACAAAGCAUGUCACAGAUCCUGUGUUGUGUACGGUGAAGGCCAUUAUAAAACCUUUGAUGGCAAACAGUUCCAUUUUAGUGGAGACUGUGAAUACACACUGACUCAGGACUAUUGUGCUUCAAACACAGGAAAUGGGUCAUUCCGGGUCAUUACUGAGAAUAUCCCAUGUGGCAGCACGGGUGCAACAUGCUCUAAGUCUAUCAAAGUAUUCCUUGGGAAUUUUGAGUUGCAACUGAGUGAAGGAGGCUUUGAUGUAAUUGAAAGAGACAUCGGCAGUGAGGUUCCAUACCAGAUUAGACAAAUGGGCAUCUACUUAGUGAUCGAAGCUAAGAAUGGAUUGAUCCUAAUUUGGGACAAGAAGACUAGCAUCAUGAUCAAACUGAGCCCUGAAUUUCAGGGAAAUGUCUGUGGUCUUUGUGGCAAUUAUGACGGAAGUGUGUACAAUGAGUUGACAACAAGAAGCCAGUCCGUGGUGGUCAACGUUCAAGAAUUUGGAAACAGCUGGAAAGAGUCUCCAACCUGUCCGGAUGCCCAGCCUCUUCGACACCCUUGUGUUGCUAACCCAUACAGACAGAGCUGGGCUCAGAAACACUGCAGCGUUAUCAUAAGUUCUGUCUUCGCCAAAUGCCAGUCUAAAGUUGACCCAACUACCUUCUAUGAAGCUUGUGUCCAUGACUCCUGUGCAUGUGACUCUGGAGGAGAUUGCGAGUGCUUCUGUACAGCUGUUGCAGCCUAUGCUGCAGCUUGCAAUGACGCAGGAAUUUGCAUAGCAUGGAGGACCCCUGAAAUUUGCCCUUUGUUCUGUGAUUACUACAACCCUGAUGGUGAGUGUGAAUGGCAUUACAAGCCUUGUGGAGCUCCUUGUAUGAAGACCUGUCGGAAUCCUUCUGGGAACUGCAAGAAUCAGCUGCCUGGACUUGAAGGAUGUUACCCAAAAUGCCCCAAGGACCGUCCUUUCUUUGAUGAAGAUGUCAUGAAAUGCGUUGCCCAGGCUAACUGCGGCUGUUAUGAUGAUGAUGGAAAACGCUACAGUAUUGGGAAUAUGGUUCCAUCUGUCAAGAAUUGUGAAUCAUGCAUUUGCACCAAGAAAGGACGUCGCUGCCAAAUGGACCUCCGAGCCUGCUAUUGCUAUUAUGGAAACAUGAAAUACAACUAUGGGGAUGUAAUCUACAACACUACUGAUGGAAUUGGAGGAUGCAUUACAGCAACCUGUUCAACAAAUGGAACAAUUAAUAGAAGUGUCUACCCAUGUGUUCCAUCAACUGUGGCCCCUAGCACAACAUUCUUCUUUAAUGCAACAACAUCACCUGCUGUAAACCUCUCUACUACUGAACCUGUGUCCGUGACCUCUGUAUCUUGUCUUGAGGAGGUUUGCAAAUGGUCAACAUGGUAUGAUGCUACUUGCCCUAAGUAUGGGGAGAAUGAUGGGGACUUUGAAACCUUUGAAAAGAUUAGAGAAACAGGACACACAGUGUGUAAAGUGCCAUCAGAUGUGGAGUGUCGAGCACAGAAGUUCCCUAAAAUUCCUGUCAGGGAUUUAGGUCAGAUCAUCCAGUGUAAUAAAUCAGUGGGUCUUGUGUGUCGAAACAAAGACCAAUUCUCACAGCUUUGCUUCAAUUAUGAAAUUCGGAUUCUGUGCUGUAGUUACGUUCCUUGUGGACAGUCUUCCAUUUCCCCAACACCUGGUGCCAGUACAUAUUCACAACCUUCAUCUAUGACCUCCAGUUUUGCAAAGACUUUAAGCACCACUGCCAGCCAUUCUUCUAAAACAAGUACAGUUAAAAGCAAGACAACCUCUCCAAAAACAGCAGGCACAUCAACCACAAAAUCUAGUAUCAAAACCAGCACUACACCAUGCAAGAACCAAAUAUGUACUUGGACUCCAUGGUACGAUGUACAUUUUCCCAGUAUUGCCAGUUCUGAUGGUGACUUUGAGACCUUUGAAAAUAUCAAAGCUGCUGGUAAUAGUAUAUGUCAAAAGCCUGAAAACAUUGAAUGUCGAGCUGAGAGAUUUCCUACAAAAAACAUAACUGAGAUCGGCCAGGUGGUUACCUGUAAUGUUAAAAAUGGUCUGAUCUGCAAAAACCAGGAUCAAGACUGGAAUUUUCCCCUGUGUUACAAUUAUCAAGUUAGGGUACUAUGUUGUUCUUUGGAAGAUUGUGACUCAUCUACUACACAUGUUAAGAUGACAACCAGAAGUUCUGAAGAAACUUCUAAAUUUGGAAAAACUACCAUAUUUUCUACUCGAAAUAUAAUUACAUCAAAGCAUGUUACUGAUAUGGAAAGCAAAACUUCAACAUCACAUAAGGAAACUAAAAGCACAACUAUGCCAAUAAAGUCCACACCUCAAACGCCAAUUUCAGUGAAAACUACUAGAGUUCCUGCUACAUCUGUUGAAGUAACAUCCACAAGGUCAACAACACCUGUGAGGAAGACUACUACUGGUGAAGCACAUUCUAAAUCAACAACGCAGUUCCCUAAAUCAACAACAAAGGCCUCACAUGAACAAGAGACUUCAUCUCAAAAGCCUAUUUCAACAAAAACCACCAGAGUGUCUACUGCAUCUGGUGAAGUGACCUCACACAAGGCAACCACAGUGGUUAAGAAGAGUACUACUUCUUCUAAAUCAACAACAGGUUUCCAUAAAUCAACAACUGAGUUCUCACAUAAAGAAACGUCCACACCUCAAAAGCCAAUUUCUGUGAAAACCACUACAAUACCUACUACAUCUGUUGAAGUAACAUCCGCAAGGUCAACUACACCUCUGAGGAAGAGUACUACUGGCCAAGUGUAUUCUAAACCAACAACAAAAUCCUCACAUGAAGAAGCGACUACAUUUCAAAAGUCCACUUCACUGAAAACCACUAGGGUGUCUACUGAAUCUGGUGAAGUAUCAUCAACCAAGGCUACAACACCUAUUAAGAAAAGUACUUCUGAAAGUACUUCCAAAGUUCUUACUUUUGGAGUCACUUCUUCUGAGACAGACUGUAAACCCAUAUGUGAUUGGUCACAAUGGUUUGAUGUUAGUUUCCCAAAUGAAGAAACAAAUGGAGACUUUGAAACUUAUGAAAACAUUCGAAAUUCUGGAUUUAGUAUCUGUGAAGAACCAUCUGAUAUCCAGUGCAGGCCUGCUGACUUUCCAGAGAUACCAAUAGAAGACUUACAGCAGAAUUUGCAGUGCAAUGUCAGCAGCGGUCUUACAUGUUACAAUGAUGAACAAAACGGACCAUUUGCCUUCUGCUUUAAUUAUGAAAUUAGAAUUUUCUGCUGUUCUAAAUGUGCAUCAACAAGUUUUACAGCUUCGUCACCAUUAUACCCAACUGAAACAGUUUCUGUAACACCUUUUUCAUUGACUGUAUCUACUUCAUCUGAAGAAAUCGAAUCUUCAGAAGCAACUACAAACAUUGCAGUAAGCAAGAGUACUAGCACUUUAGCUUCUCCAAUAUAUACAGGAUCGCAAAAGACAACAGAAGAAUCUUCACAGGAAGAAGUAACCAGUACUAAAAAGCCAGUUUCCAUAAAAAUUACAGAAUCUGCUGCAGCAACAAGUAAGAAGAUAACAACACCGACAAAAUUAAGUACAACCAACCCAAUAAUUUCCAAGAUCUCAACUGCAUCUACACAAGGUCUUCUUCUGACAACUGAGUCAGAAGAGGAAGCAACUUCAGUAAAGUUAAUUUCAGUGAAAACUACUAAAGUUGCUACCCUGCCAAUGGAACUAAUAUCAACCAAGGAAACUACUUCAAGCAGGUUAACAACCACACAGACUACAAGUUCCCAUACACCAACAACUGAAUAUUUUAAUGAUGAAGGCAAAACAUCUCAAAAAAUAACAACAAUUUCUAUGAAAACUACAACAUCUAAUAAAGUAACAACUAUGUCAACAACACCUGUUAAAAAGAUAACUACUUUAGCAACAUCAGUUUUUUACCAACCAACAACUGAAUCCUAUGAAAAGGAGACCACAUCUCAAAAGCUUACUUCACUGAAAACCACUAAAGAAUCAACUGCAUCUGGUGAAGUAACAUCAAGAAGGAGCACUACUGGAGCUGUUGCUUCUUCUAAAUCAACAACAGGAUUUCACAAAUCAACAACCGAGUCCUCACAUGAAGAGGAGACCACAUCUCAAAAGCCCACUUCACUGAAAACCACCAGAGUGUCUACUUCCUCUGGUGAAGUAACAUCAAACAAAGCAACCACACCUCUUAUAAAAAGCACCACUAGAGCUGCUUCUUCUAAAUCAACAACAGGUUUUAACAAAUCAACAACUGAGUCCUCACAUGAAGAGGAGACCACAUCUCAAAAGCCUACUUCACUGAAAACCACCAGAGUGUCUACUGCAUCUGGUGAAACAACAUCAACCAGGGCAACCACACCUCUUAAGAAGAGCACAACUGGAGAAGCUACUUCUAAAUCAACAACAGGUUUUCACAAAUCAACAACCGAGUCCUUCCAUGAAGAGGAGACCACAUCUCAAAAGCCCACUUCACUGAAAACAACCAGGGUGUCUACUGCAUCUGGUGAGGUAACAUCGAACAAAGCAACAACACCUCUGAAGAAGAGCACUACUGAAAUGGCUUCUUCUAAAUCAACAACAGGUUUUCACAAAUCAACAACUGAGUCCUCGCAUGAAGAGCAGACCACAUCUCAAAAGCCCACUACAGUGAAAACCACUAGGAUGUCUACUGCAUCUGGGGAAACAACAUCAACCAGGGCAACUACACCUCUGAAGAAGAGCACAACUGGAGCAGUUACUUCUAAAUCAACAACAGGUUUUCACAAAUCAACAACCGAGUCCUCACAUGAAGAGGAGACCACAUCUCAAAAGCCUACUUCACUGAAAACCACCAGAGUGACUACUGCAUCUGGUGAAAUAACAUCAACCAGGGCAACCACACCUCUAAAGAAGAGCACAACUGGAGCAGCUACUUCUAAAUCAACAACAGGUUUCCCCAAAUCAACAACCGAGUCUUCGCAUGAAGAGGAAACCACAUCUCAAAAGCCCACUUCACUGAAAACCACCAGAGUGUCUACUGCAUCUGGUGAAACAACAUCAACCAGAGCAACAACACCUCUUAAGAAGAGCACAACUGGAGCAGCUACUUCUAAAUCAACAACAGGUUUUAACAAAUCAACACCCGAGUCCUCCCAUGAAGAGGAGACCACAUCUCAAAAGCCCACUACACUGAAAACCACCAGGGUGUCUACUGCAUCUGGUGAGGUAACAUCAAACAAAGCAACAACACCUCUGAAGAAGAGCACUACUGAAAUGGCUUCUUCUAAAUCAACAACAGGUUUUCACAAAUCAACAACUGAGUCCUCGCAUGAAGAGCAGACCACAUCUCAAAAGCCCACUACAGUGAAAACCACUAGGAUGUCAACUGCAUCUGGUGAAACAACAUCAACCAGGGCAACCACACCUCUUAAGAAGAGCACAACUGGAGAAGCUACUUCUAAAUCAACAACAGGUUUUCACAAAUCAACACCCGAGUCCUCCCAUGAAGAGGAGACCACAUCUCAAAAGCCCACUUCACUGAAAACCACCAGGGUGUCUACUGCAUCUGGUGAGGUAACAUCAAACAAAGCAACAACACCUCUGAAGAAGAGCACUAUUGAAAUGGCUUCUUCUAAAUCAACAACAGGUUUUCACAAAUCAACAACUGAGUCCUCACAUGAAGAGCAGACAUCUCAAAAGCCCACUACAGUGAAAACCACUAGGAUGUCUACUGUAUCUGGUGAAACAACAUCAACCAGGGCAACUACACCUCUUAAGAAGAGCACAACAGGAGAAGCUACUUCUAAAUCAACAACAGGUUUUCACAAAUCAACAACUGAGUCCUCGCAUGAAGAGCAGACCACAUCUCAAAAGCCCACUACAGUGAAAACCACUAGGAUGUCUACUGCAUCUGGUGAAACAACAUCAACCAGAGCAACCACACCUCUUAAGAAGAGCACAACUGGAGAAGCUACUUCUAAAUCAACAACAGGUUUUCACAAAUCAACAACUGAGUCCUCGCAUGAAGAGCAGACCACAUCUCAAAAGCCCACUACAGUGAAAACCACUAGGAUGUCAACUGCAUCUGGUGAAACAACAUCAACCAGGGCAACCACACCUCUUAAGAAGAGCACAACUGGAGAAGCUACUUCUAAAUCAACAACAGGUUUUCACAAAUCAACACCCGAGUCCUCCCAUGAAGAGGAGACCACAUCUCAAAAGCCCACUUCACUGAAAACCACCAGGGUGUCUACUGCAUCUGGUGAGGUAACAUCAAAGAAAGCAACCACACCUCUGAAGAAGAGCACUACUGAAAUGGCUUCUUCUAAAUCAACAACAGGUUUUCACAAAUCAACAACUGAGUCCUCACAUGAAGAGCAGACAAAAUCUCAAAAGCCCACUACAGUGAAAACUACUAGGAUGUCUACUGUAUCUGGUGAAACAACAUCAACCAGGGCAACUACACCUCUUAAGAAGAGCACAACUGAAGAAGCUACUUCUAAAUCAACAACAGGUUUUCACAAAUCAACAACUGAGUCCUCGCAUGAAGAGCAGACCACAUCUCAAAAGCCCACUACACUGAAAACCACCAGGGUGUCUACUGCAUCUGGUGAGGUAACAUCAAACAAAGCAACAACACCUCUGAAGAAGAGCACUACUGAAAUGGCUUCUUCUAAAUCAACAACAGGUUUUCACAAAUCAACAACUGAGUCCUCACAUGAAGAGAAGACCACAUCUCAAAAGCCCACUACAGUGAAAACCACUAGGAUGUCUACUGCAUCUGGUGAAACAACAUCAACCAGGGCAACAACACCUCUUAAGAAGAGCACAACUGGAGCAGCUACUUCUAAAUCAACAACAGGUUUUCACAAAUCAACAACCGAGUCCUCACAUGAAGAGGAGACCACAUCUCAAAAGCCCACUACACUGAAAACCACCAGGGUGUCUACUGCAUCUGGUGAGGUAACAUCAAACAAAGCAACAACACCUCUGAAGAAGAGCACUACUGAAAUGGCUUCUUCUAAAUCAACAACAGGUUUUCACAAAUCAACAACUGAGUCCUCGCAUGAAGAGCAGACCACAUCUCAAAAGCCCACUACAGUGAAAACUACUAGGAUGUCUACUGUAUCUGGUGAAACAACAUCAACCAGGGCAACUACACCUCUUAAGAAGAGCACAACUGAAGAAGCUACUUCUAAAUCAACAACAGGUUUUCACAAAUCAACAACUGAGUCCUCGCAUGAAGAGCAGACCACUUCUCAAAAGCCCACUACACUGAAAACCACCAGGGUGUCUACUGCAUCUGGUGAGGUAACAUCAAACAAAGCAACAACACCUCUGAAGAAGAGCACUACUGAAAUGGCUUCUUCUAAAUCAACAACAGGUUUUCACAAAUCAACAACUGAGUCCUCACAUGAAGAGCAGACCACAUCUCAAAAGCCCACUACAGUGAAAACCACUAGGAUGUCUACUGCAUCUGGUGAAACAACAUCAACCAGGGCAACAACACCUCUUAAGAAGAGCACAACUGGAGCAGCUACUUCUAAAUCAACAACAGGUUUUCACAAAUCAACAACCGAGUCCUCACAUGAAAAGGAGACCACAUCUCAAAAGCCCACUACACUGAAAACCACCAGGGUGUCUACUGCAUCUGGUGAGGUAACAUCAAACAAAGCAACAACACCUCUGAAGAAGAGCACUACUGAAAUGGCUUCUUCUAAAUCAACAACAGGUUUUCACAAAUCAACAACUGAGUCCUCGCAUGAAGAGCAGGCCACAUCUCAAAAGCCCACUACAGUGAAAACCACUAGGAUGUCAACUGCAUCUGGUGAAACAACAUCAACCAGGGCAACCACACCUCUUAAGAAGAGCACAACUGGAGAAGCUACUUCUAAAUCAACAACAGGUUUUCACAAAUCAACACCCGAGUCCUCGCAUGAAGAGCAGACCACAUCUCAAAAGCCCACUACACUGAAAACCACCAGGGUGUCUACUGCAUCUGGUGAGGUAACAUCAAACAAAGCAACAACACCUCUGAAAAAGAGCACUACUGAAAUGGCUUCUUCUAAAUCAACAACAGGUUUUCACAAAUCAACAACUGAGUCCUCGCAUGAAGAGCAGACCACAUCUCAAAAGCCCACUACAGUGAAAACCACUAGGAUGUCUACUGCAUCUGGUGAAACAACAUCAAGCAGGGCAACAACCCCUCUUAAGAAGAGCACAACUGGAGCAGCUACUUCUAAAUCAACAACAGGUUUUCACAAAUCAACAACCGAGUCCUCACAUGAAGAGGAGACCACAUCUCAAAAGUCCACUUUACUGAAAACCACCAGGGUGUCUACUGCCUCUGGUGAAGUAACAUCAAACAAAGCAACCACACCUCUGAAGAAGAGCACUACUGAAGUGGCUUCUUCUAAAUCAACAACAGGUUUUCACAAAUCAACAACUGAGUCCUCACAUGAAGAGCAGACCACAUCUCAAAAGCCCACUACAGUUAAAACCACUAGGAUGUUUACUGCAUCUGGUGAAACAACAUCAACCAGAGCAACAACACCUCUUAAGAAGAGCACAACUGGAGCAGCUACUUCUAAAUCAACAACAGGUUUUUACAAAUCAACAACCGAGUCCUCACAUGAAGAGGAGACCACAUCUCAAAAGCCCACUUCACUGAAAACCACCAGGGUGUCUACUGCAUCUGGUGAAGUAACAUCAAACAAAGCAACCACACCUCUGAAGAAGAGCACUACAGAAGUGGCUUCUUCUAAAUCAACAACAGGUUUUCAAAAAUCAACAACUGAGUCCUCACAUGAAGAGGAGACCACAUCUCAAAAGCCCACUUCACUGAAAACCACCAGGGUGUCUACUGCAUCUGGUGAAGUAACAUCAAACAAAGCAACCACAUCUCUGAAGAAGAGCACUACUGAAGUGGCUUCUUCUAAAUCAACAACAGGUUUUCACAAAUCAACAACCGAGUCCUCACAUGAAGAGCAGAGCACAUCUCAAAAGCCCACUACAGUGAAAACCACUAGGAUGUCUACUGCAUCUGGUGAAACAACAUCAACCAGGGCAACAACACCUCUUAAGAAGAGCACAUUUGGAGCAGCUACUUCUAAAUCAACAACAGGUUUUCACAAAUCAACAACUGAGUCCUCACAUGAAGAAGGGACCACAUCUCAAAAGCCCACUUCACUGAAAACCACCAGAGUGACCACUGCAUCUGGUGAAAUAACAUCAAACAAAGCAACCACACCUCUGAAGAAGAGCACUACUGAAGUGGCUUCUUCUAAAUCAACAACAGGUUUUCACAAAUCAACAACUGAGUCCUUACAUGAAGAGCAGACUACAUCUCAAAAGCCCACUACAGUGAAAACUACUAGGAUGUCUACUGCAUCUGGUGAAACAACAUCAAGCAGGGCAACAACACCUCUUAAGAAGAGCACAACUGGAGCAGCUACUUCUAAAUCAUCAACAGGUUUUCACAAGUCAACAACCGAGUCCUCACAUGAAGAGGAGACCACAUCUCAAAAGCUCACUUCACUGAAAACCACCAGGGUGUCUACUGCAUCUGGUGAAGUAACAUCAAACAAAGCAACAACACCUCUGAAGAAGAGCACUACUGAAGUGGCUUCUUCUAAAUCAACAACAGGUUUUCACAAAUCAACAACUGAGUCCUCACAUGAAGAAGGGACCACAUCUCAAAAGCCCACUUCACUGAAAACCACCAGAGUGACCACUGCAUCUGGUGAAAUAACAUCAAGCAAAGCAACCACACCUCUUACAAAAAGCACAGGAUCUGCUUCUUCUAAAUCAACAACAGGUUUUCACAAAUCAUCACCCAAGUCUUCGCAUGAAGAAGAAACCACAUCUCAAAAGUCAACUACUCUGAAAACCACUAGGGUGUCUACUGCUUCUGGUGAAAAAACCUCAACCACAUCUCUGAAGAAGAGCACUGCCGAAGUGACUUCUUUAAAAUCAACAACAGGUUUUCACAAAUCAACAACUGAGUUCUCGCAUGAAGAGAAGACCACAUCUCAAAUGCCUUCUUCACUGAAAACAACUAGGGUGUCUACUGCCUCUGGUGAAGUAACAUCAACCAAGGCAACAACACCAUUGAAGAAGACCACCACUGGAGCUGCUUCUUCUAAAUCAACAACAGGUUUUCACAAAUCAACAACCGAGUCCUCGCAUGAAGAGAAGACCACAUCUCAAAAGCCUGCUACACUGAAAACAACGUGGGUGUCUACUGCAUAUGGUGAAAAUACAUCAAGAAAAGAAACAACACCUCUUAAGAAAAGUACUACUGAAACAGCUUCUUCUAAAUCAACAACUCAUUUUUAUGAAUCAACAACCAAAUUCUUACAUGAGGAGAGCACAUCUCAAAAGCCCACAUCACAGAAAACUAGUAAAGUGACCUCUCCAUCUAGUGAGGUAACAUUUACUAAGUCAACUACACCAACCAAAACAAGUACUACAGGGCAAACUUUGCCUAAAUCAACAGCACAAUCAACAACUGAGCCAUUUUCUGUAAAAACCACUAAAAUGUUUACUUCAUCUAAUGAUGUAGCAUCUAGUAAGACAACUGCAGGAAUCAAGGAAAGUACAACACAUUUCGAUAAAUCAACAACCACGUUUUUACAUGGUGAAACCACAUCUGAAAAACCUAGCUCAACUACUAAAGAAUCUACUGUUUCUACUAAAUUUUAUACUAUAUCUGCUAAAGACACAGCAACAUAUAGUAAAACAAGUACAAUAACGCCAACAACUAAACAGUCAUCUACUGGUUAUCUUAAGUCAACUGUUACAUCUACAAGUAAGGAAAACAGUUCUGGCCUCCCUACUAAAACUACCAAAAGCAUACCAUCAUCGACAGCUGAGAAAGUGAGCACCUCUGGGGGCUUUGAAAGUUUCAAAACUUCACCAAAAACAACAGCUGAAAAAACAUUUUUCACCACCAAAUGCAUGUGUAAUGUUAACGGAGUGUUGGUUUCACCUGGCCAAAUAUUAUACAACACAACUGACAAUGGAGGAUGGUGUUUUUACGCCCGCUGCAACGAUAGUUGCCAGGUGGAGAGGUACAGCAAAGAAUGCUAUAGUUCUACUACACCAACCAUCGCAAGCAGUACCAAGACCGCAAAGACAGUUACAGCCAGUACUGUUACUGCAACUUCCAAAAAGACAAGUAGUACAACAAUGAAUGAGAAGAGCACAAAAACUUCAUAUACACAGACCUCAACUCCAGCCAGUAGCACCGGCUCAUAUGAAUGUGGCGCUUUAAUGCCUCCAAGAAAGAUAAAUGAAACAUGGAUGAUAGACAGCUGCACAAAGGCAACUUGCACCGGUGGAAAUAAUAUCGCUAUCACGAAGACACAGUGUCCACUCAUUAAGGAUGUAGUCUGUGCCAACCGUAUGCCACCAAAGAACGUCUAUGAUGAAAGUGGUUGCUGCUAUCAGAAACAAUGUGAAUGUAUCUGUGGUGGAUGGGGAACAUCACAUUACAUCACUUUUGACGGUACCUACUAUGACUUCACUGGGCAGUGCACAUACGUCCUUGUUCAGCAGAUUACACCACGUUUUGAUCAUUUCCGGGUUUAUAUAGACAACUUCUCAUGUCUCCCAGAAGACCCCACCUGUGUUAAGAGUCUUCGUAUUAUGUACAAUAAGGACAAUAUAUUGUUAACAUCCCAAGAAGUGAAAGGACAGCCAGUGGGCAAGGUAUAUUUCAACGAUGAGAGAGUAUAUCCCACACUGAGUAGAAAUGGUAUUCAAAUCAGCUACACUGGUAUAUUUUUGAUUGUUGAGAUACCAGAGCUUGGCGCAUACAUCUCUUUUAAUGUUCUCAGUUUUACAAUUAAGCUGCCAAUGGACAAGUUUUCAAACAACACUGAAGGUCAUUGUGGAAAAUGUUCCAAUAAUCGCAAUGAUGACUGUAUCCUGCCUAAUGGACAGUUGGCUCCAUCAUGUACUCAGAUGGCAGGACAGUGGGGUGCCCCAAGCCAGAAUUCUUCUACUUCUUGCAGUGCUUCAUCUACCAGUGCACCAUCAACAACCAGACCAACAAUCCCAUCAUCUACCCGAGCAUCCUCAUAUUUCUCCACUCUACGUUCCACUUUGCCCCAGACAUCCUCAUCACGUAUUCCAUCUACUGAAUUGUCCCAUCUAUCAUCUACAUAUAGUUCAACCUCUCUUCUAUCAUCUACAUACACUUCAACCUCUAUUCUACCAUCUACAUAUAGUUCAACCAUGCGUCCAACUGAGAAGCCAUGCAAUCCUCCAGACCUUUGUAGAAUUAUCAUAAGCAGUGUCUUCGAGUCAUGCCACAACAUUGUACCACCAGAACCAUUCUACCAGUCCUGUGUUAGUGAUGGCUGCAACAAUCCUGAGGGAUCACUUCUUUGUUCCAGCUUGCAGACGUAUGCAAUGUUUUGUUCUCUAGAGGGCAUAUGUGUGGAUUGGAGAAACAGCACCAACGGUACCUGUGCUAAAAAUUGUUCCUCUGAUAUGGUCUAUAAGGCAUGUGGAUCUCCAGUGGAACCAACGUGCAACUCCAAGAACGAUCAAAUGUCAGAUUCUGAAAAUGACAACCUAGGUUACGUUGAAGGAUGUUUCUGCCCCGAGGGCACUACAAGAUUCAGCUCUACCUCCAAUAAAUGUGUCUCUAGAUGUGGAUGCACUGGCCCUGAUGGAAUGCCAAGAGAGGCUGGAGAUACUUGGGACAGUAAUUGUCAGACAUGUAUUUGUGAUAAUGCCACUAUGACUGUGAUGUGUGCACCAAAAUCUUGCAUGGAACCAACCCCUGCAGUGUGCACUGAAGAAGGCUCUAUGUCUGUGUCUGUGACUGAUCCUGAAAACCCCUGCUGCCAGACUACAGAGUGCAGAUGUAACAUCAGCCUCUGCACAGUUGACCAGGAGACUUGUGAGCUUGGAUAUGACCUUGUAACAGAGAUAAUUGAUGGAAAAUGCUGCCCUGUACAAAGAUGUGUGCCCAAAACCGUCUGUGUAUAUAACAACACUGAGUACCAGCCGGGAAGUAUAAUUUCUGAACCGACCAAAUGUCAAACAUGUAUGUGCAACGUAGACAUGGACCAGACGUCCCCAGGCCCACACAAUGUUACCUGCGCUUCUCUUCUAUGUGCUUUACACUGUGCAGAGGGCUAUGAAUAUAAGAAUGUCCCAGGCCAGUGCUGUGGAAAGUGUGUCCAAACUCAUUGUAUAAUGCAACUACCUGAUAACUCUACAGAACUGCUGAAGCCUGGAGAGAAAAUGUCUCAUCCUGGAGACAACUGCACUAACUAUGAAUGUGUAAUGACCAAAGGCAACUUGAUGCCCUUGGCUUCUAAAAUAUCCUGUCCAAAAAUCAACAUUGAUGACUGCCAGUCGGGUACAAUUAAAACAGACGCCAGCGGCUGUUGUCUAACCUGUAUCCAGAAGCCAAAUAAUUGCCAGAUAAAAGAGACAAAGAAUAUUAUUCUUGAGGAUGGAUGCACAUCCAUCUCCCCUGUUGUGAUGUCCUACUGCCAAGGAGGCUGUGACAGUUAUUCAAUGUAUUCUCAGAAAACGCGAACCAUGCAGAAAACCUGUACUUGCUGUCAAGAGAGUGAAACAGAAAAUGUCACAAUCACUUUAAAAUGCCCAACUGGUGAGCUAAAACAAUAUUCAUACAUUAAUGCCAAGAGCUGCGGUUGCCAUAAAACACGCUGCAUGGAGAAUCAUUCACAGGAUCACAAAAGUGAUGAGAAUUCAGAAGAGGACAAUGCAUUAGAAUCAAAAGAAAGUGAAGAAAAUAACAAAGGCAAAAAUAAAAAGUAUGUUACUGGAAAGUCAGAUAAGAUGGAAUCGAAAGAAAGCACAAGUGGAAAAGAUAACACCAACAAAAAUAAAAAGUAUGUUCCUGGAAAGUUAGAUAGGAUGGAAUCGAAAGAAAGCACAAGUGGAGAAAAUGAGGCCGACAAAAACAAAAUUCAUGUUAAUAGAAAACCAAAUAACUCAAAUUCAACAGAGCAUAGUUUAGAAUCAGAGUCAAAUGAAAAUAGCAAAGAUAUGAGUGAUAAAGGAAAACCAAUAAUCAAAGAUGUUAACAUUAAGCCUACAAAGAUGUCCAUACCAAUAUCCAUUGCCUUAGGUAUGAAUAUUAAAAAUGAUGCCAACAAAAACAAAAUCAAUGUUACUGGAAAGCCAGAUAGCAUGGAAUCGAAAGAAAGCGCAAGUGGAGAAAAUGGCAAAAGCCAUGAAAAUAGCAAAGAUAUGAAUGAGAAAGGAAUACCAAUAAUCAAAGAUGUUAACAUUAAGCCUACAAAGAUGUCCAUACCAGUAUCCAUUGCCUUAGGUGUGAAUAUUAACAAAGUACCACAAACCACACAAAAAACAGUAAAUUCUACAAAGAUGUCCAAGCCAGAGGCCACGCCCAUAGAGAUGAAGACUAAAACAGUACCACAAACCACACAGAAAGCUAUGAAGACAACCAAAGAUACAAAUCACGAUGGAAAGAAAACACAAAAACCUUGAAGAUAAAUAUUAAGAAAUGAUAAUAGCGCAAACACGCAUUUCCAAUCAGUUCUAAAUUAAUGUCAAUUAAUGUCUUUUCAUUUAUGGUGUACUGGGAAAAUUCAUUUUCAUCUUUGUCGUAUAUUCUAUUUAAAACUUUUAUCUAUUAAAUACUAAGCAAUGAGCAA